Saccoglossus kowalevskii is the source of this 2283-nucleotide messenger RNA. RefSeq names its product tripartite motif-containing protein 2-like. The record is from RefSeq and is a predicted model, not a curated record. NCBI's taxonomy places the organism in Eukaryota, Metazoa, Hemichordata, Enteropneusta, Harrimaniidae. Gene Ontology annotation, molecular function: protein binding; ubiquitin protein ligase activity; zinc ion binding.
AUGGUUUCGCCCACCACACUUGAAUUGCGACAGGGUGUGGUAGGUUUUACAGGAGAAACUGCGGCUUUACCAAGAAUUUCACAAUUUACCAUAACCAUGGCUUCUGAAACAGAGGUAGCUCAAGCUCUGGAUGAGAUUACUAAAGAUUUCCUGACCUGCUGUAUUUGUUUAGAACAUUAUCAACAACCAAAAGCUCUUCCAUGUUUGCAUACAUUCUGCGAACACUGUUUGAUUAGUUUGGCCGAUAAUACUGACCUGGAUUUUAAAUGUCCAACAUGUUCUACCCCUUGCGAUUUGGGGGAAAAAGGAAUAGCUGGACUCAAAGGUAACUUUUUUAUUUCAAGUCUUCUUCAUGAGAUGCAACGAAGGGCAAAGAGGCUAUCCAAAACUGCAUCGGUGAAAUGUGAGGGAUGUGAGUCUAAUCCAGCAUCUGGAAUAUGCAUUAUAUGUGAACAAUACCUGUGUGAUAACUGUGUCAAAGUGCACAAAAACGUCACAUCAACACGUUCUCACAAAGUUUUAUCUCUCGCUGAACUGAGCAUACAGUAUACUUACAUUCCACAUCCAUUUUCACCAAAAACGGCGAGGCUCUGUGACAUUCACCAAGGCAGUGAAUUAAAGUUUUUCUGCACUACUUGUCAAGUGCUAACCUGUAGAGACUGCACAAUUGUAACACACCGUGUACCAGAGCAUGUCCACAAACCCAUUAAAGAUGCUGCUGAUGAGUAUCAAAGUUUCUUGGUAAAGAUGUUAAAGAUGCUGGACAAGAAGACAUCUGAGGUGUCAAAGAGAAUAGCCAUAGCAACUGAAAAACGCGAUAAGCUGGAUGAGAAUUUCACAAAAGAGAAGGCAGCAGUGCAGACUGCAUCAGAUGAGGUGAGGUCAGAAAUAAGUAAGACUGAACAAGACGUGCUUGAUGAAUUAGAAACAGAAAGUGUGGAAAGAAUGUCACGAUUAAAUACACAGACAAAUGAUCUUGAAUGUAAACAUAGCGCUUUCAUGCAGACAUGCAAUGACAUUCGAAAGUCCUUAGAGUUAGAGAGUGGUGCACAACUGUUAACUUCCAAAAAUACAUACACAAAACAAAUUGAAAAGCUGCUUGCUGAAGAUAUUGAUAUAAAAGUUGUAGAGAAUGAUCUUCAUGUCUUGCCUCGUGUAGACAAAAUAACAUCUAUGUUUAAACCCAGACGGACAGUAUGUUUAUCACAGUGUACAAUUGGUGGUAGUGUAGAAUACCUGCUACACAAAGGCCAAUCAGUUGACUUACCCAUUUCCACCAAAGACUGUACGGGCAGACAUAUAGUGAGUGAACACGAGGUGAAGGCAAUUCACAUUAAGCCAGGUGGCUCACAAAAGCAGAUGGAAGUGACUGAUAACGAUGAUGGCACCUACUCUGUUACAUUGCAUGGUGACAUAGAAGGAAAUCAUGAAAUUAGAAUAAUGGUUGGAGAUACACCUAUCCCAGGACCACCAUUCACAGUUAAGGUCGUCAAAGGCUUAGUCAAAACCAUAGGUCAGAAAGGAGAUGGCGAAUUGCAGUUCAACAACAUUCGUGGCAUUGCAAUAAAUAAAAAUGGCGACAUUGUAGCUGCUGACAAAGAUAACAACAGACUGCAGAUCAUAGACACGGGUGGGAAGUGUAAAAACACAAUACCAAUGGGCAGAAAGUUUAAGCCAGUAGAUGUGGCUGUUUUAAAUGACAACACAUAUCUAGUUAUCGGUGAUGCAAUGAAUUCAGGAGUUGCUGUGAUUAGUCCCUUUGACCAAACUAUUUCGUACUUUGGUGCUAAUGAAAUAGAUCGUGCAAGAGGCAUUGCUAUAUGUCCAGCUACAGGUUUAGUGUAUAUUAUAAGUGAAAUGUGGAAUGUAUUUGCAAAAGUGUUUACACAAAAAGGUGAAUUUGUGAAAUCAAUGAAAUUGAAAUGGUCCACUCCUACCUGUAUUAAGAUCGACAAUGAAGGCAGAUUGUUCGUAUGUGUUAACCUUGAUCAUAAUGCGGCAGUGUAUGAUAAUAGUGGGGAGCUUCUAUACAGAAUUUCAGAAGCUGGAAAGUCAGAUGGAAAGUUGACAAACCCAAUAUAUUUAGCUUUUGAUAAGCAUGGGUAUCUGUAUAUUAGUAGUGAUCAUAAAGUACAAAAGUUUGACUGGCUAGGAAAUUUUAUCUGUCGAAUUGACACAAAUGAAGAUGGAUUGAAACAUCCAACGGGAAUUGCAUUGAUGGAUGAUUUAUCAGUUAUUGUUGCUGAUAACCAUAAUAGUUGUAUUAAAGUAUUUGUACAGUAA